Molecule: messenger RNA, 1890 nt
Organism: Lampris incognitus (smalleye Pacific opah)
Lineage: Eukaryota; Metazoa; Chordata; Actinopteri; Lampriformes; Lampridae
Gene: ticam1
Product: TIR domain containing adaptor molecule 1
Exons: 1
Coding region: 1-1890 (629 amino acids)
Biological process (GO): positive regulation of natural killer cell activation; positive regulation of cytokine production involved in inflammatory response; lipopolysaccharide-mediated signaling pathway
Molecular function (GO): protein kinase binding
Source: RefSeq, a predicted model, not a curated record
AUGGAUGGAAAGGCGCCAGGAGAACAGGGCACUGGGUUGGCAGAUGUGUUCAGGAGCCUGGCUGACGUGCCUGAGGAGCGAUUGCUAAGCCUGACCUUCCAGCUGGGGAGGAGCCCUGGGGAGGUCAUAGUCCAUGCUUUGUGUCUCCUCAGGCUCCGCAGAGAGCAACAGGGCCUCGCCAAGCUCGGCAUGCUGAAGGAACGCUGCCUUGCUAAUCACCUGGCUGAAAAGUGGCGCACGAGUGGGGGGCAGUGGGAGGACUUCAGAGAUAAAUGUGGUGCUUUCCAAGCGGCUGGGGAAGAAACACUGGCUAGCCUGGCCAGAAUAUUCAAGGUGCUGUCGGAGCAGAGGCUGUGUGACCCACUCCUGAGAGAUUUGGCAUAUUUUAGAGCCCUCUCUGCUAAUGGACAAAAAACAAGUGACCAUACAGAAUACAAGAGCAUUGAGAAACUAAGAGAAGAGGCUGAAUUUGUAUGUGGAGCUCAGUUUGCAGAGUGGAUGUGCUCCUCCAGGAAGUUCCUUUCCGGGUCUCUCCGUAAUCCUGAGGACAGCACGAGUGCAACUUUAAAACGACCACCAUCUCAGGAUGAAUCACAGAGUCAUCACAGUCUGUGUGGUUCAUUACAUACCGACUCCUCCAUAGCUUCAUAUCCUACUCAUCUAGAGAUUAGUUUACCCCCAACAGCCCCGUUUCAACGGGACACAGUUACUCCAGUGAUGCCGGAUCAUGCCCAGCCGCGUAGAAACCUCUCCCUCGUGAAUGAAGAGAAUGUGAAAAGCAACACAUCUGGGCCUUCCAACUCACCCGCGGGAGCUCACGCUGAACGAAAGGACCUCUCCGUGUUAAAAUCUCACAUGGAUUCAAAGACAGACGUUCGUAGCUUCACAACAUUAGUAGAGAAGGACAAUAAGUCGGAUGGACAUGUCACAGGGAAUCAGAAGAAAACCGCAGUGCCACUCAUUGAGACAAAACCAGCACUUAUUUCAACUGAACAUCUUCCACCCACCAUCAGUGUUCCCAAAGCAGCUUAUGAAAAGACUAUUAUAGAGGAGGAGGAGGAGGAGGAGAAAAUAUUCUACUCAUUCGUUAUCCUACAUGCAGCGGAGGAUUUCGAUAUGGCUGAGAGUAUGAGAGAAAGACUGGAGUCCCUCGGUGUUGGCACUGGGGCGACUUACAGUGAGCACUUUGCGAUUCCGGGCAAGGGCACUCUGAUGUGUGUGGAGGAUGCCAUCAAUAACUCGGCCUUUACCAUUCUGCUGCUCACGCGCAACUUUAAAACACGUCUGCUUGAGGUGGAGACAGAGUCGGCCCUCAUCAACUCUAUGAAUCACAAACACAAAUUCAACACUGUUAUUCCCCUGCUGCCACAGGAAAACUGCAUGUCCAAACAGAACAUGCCCAUGAUUCUCCAGGCGGUGGUUCCUCUGGUGGAGAACAAGAGCUUCGACAAGAGGAUAAAAAAGGCCCUUUCGCCGGCCAGAAUCGAAUCUAUGAGGCGAUUGUGGUUCGAGGAGCAGAGGGUGAAAGACCAGGUGAGGAGACAGGAAACACUUAGACUUUCAAACAGACGCCAGGAACAGCUGAUUCGCGAGCAAAAGAAAGCGAAAGCACUGGAGCAAGAAAAAAUCAGACUUCUUAUAGAGCAACAGCUUCUCAUACAUGGUCCACCGCUGGACCCUCGGAAUGCCCCCUACUAUCCUGCUUCAUACGCGGACGCCUCUGGGAUACCGCCAGCGGUUGGUGGGGAUGGCAGGCUUUGGUGGCCCCCACAGUCAAGUAUUCACAUCGAAAAUGCCAAGUACAUUAUGAUAGGCAAUGACUCUCAGAUGACCGUUGAACUGAGUGGCGUUAAUGAUGAUGGAUUGGCUGAUAGUGAAGACAAAGAAUGA